Candoia aspera is the source of this 2197-nucleotide messenger RNA. It is a transcript of the gene SNCA, whose product is annotated as synuclein alpha. Gene Ontology annotation, molecular function: cuprous ion binding. Bases 416 to 838 code for a protein of 140 amino acids. Gene Ontology annotation, biological process: regulation of dopamine secretion; chemical synaptic transmission; synapse organization. Lineage: Eukaryota; Metazoa; Chordata; Lepidosauria; Squamata; Candoiidae. The transcript is spliced from 6 exons. The record is from RefSeq and is a predicted model, not a curated record. Gene Ontology annotation, cellular component: neuronal cell body; axon terminus; cytoplasm.
CGCUGCCUGUCUACCUGACAAGCCAGCACAAAGAGCGGGGGAGAAGAGGCUCGGUUGCUCCCACGUCGCCCGCCCCAGCGCGUUGGAGCUGCGGAGCGGGGCGCAGUUUUCUCUCCGUCCCGCGAGGGGAGCCUCCCUGCCCUUCCCGCGCCGUCCACGCCUCGCCCUGGCGGACUGGAGCCUGGGUACCACUGGCUGAGCGUCAGGCGGACCCCGGCAGUGAUGUUCUGAGCGCGGAAGGGAGCGCGGGGUGCCUCCUCGGCAACUCUUGGGGCGCUUUUCCUCUCUCCCUCUUUGAUCUUAACCCUCCUUUUUCGCUCUAAAUUUAACAGUUGCAAAGACUAACUGUUGAUCGGUCGAGCAACGCGAGGCGCGAACCAAACGCAGGGGUUCUGGGCAUAGACAUUCUUUGGCCAUGGAUGUAUUCAUGAAAGGAUUUAAUAAAGCUAAGGAAGGAGUGGUGGCAGCAGCAGAAAAAACCAAGCAAGGUGUGGCAGAAGCAGCAGGGAAAACCAAAGAAGGUGUCCUCUACGUGGGGUCAAAGACCAAGGAGGGAGUUGUUCAUGGUGUCACAACAGUGGCUGAGAAAACUAAAGAGCAAGUGUCAAAUGUAGGGGGAGCUGUUGUCACUGGAGUGACGGCGGUAGCACAGAAGACUGUGGAAGGCGCUGGAAAUAUUGCUGCAGCCACUGGCUUUGUCAAGAAGGAUCAGUUGGCCAAACAGAAUGAAGAAGGUCUUACACAGGAAGGAAUUAUGGAUAACACAGACCCAGCAGAAAAUGAGGCCUAUGAAAUGCCUCCUGAGGAAGGAUACCAGGAUUAUGAACCAGAAGCUUGAAUCUCACCUUUCUUUCUAUCUCUUGCUACAUGUCAAUGAAAACAUCUUGUCCUGUACAAGUGCUGAGUUCCAAUGUGCCGAGUUGUAAACUACUUUUUAUAGUUUUUAUAGUGUCUUGAAGUUUUCCAUCAGCAAUGACUGGAGCAUCUAUAACUGUGUUCACUUUUUGUUUCUGUGACCAAUCUCCUUCUGAAAUGGAGCCUGGGUCUAAGCCAUUGUUGUUGUUUGGAUAUUGUGGCUUCAAGUUCUAAACACUUUGAAAACAAUUUAAAGAACACCUAAGUGUCUACUCCUUAUAUAGAAAGCUGUAAAUGUUUUGUUGAUAGAUCGUUAGUAAUUGAGUAUUGUUUAUGGUACGAAAGUUUUUAAAAUGUUUUCUAUGGUCAUUCUUUGCUAUCUGAGAAUGACAUCAUUGUGAAAGUUGUUAAUAUAUUUCUAUACAUAUAUACAUAUAUAUAAAGUAACUGAGCAUGAGCUAUGCACCUAUAAAUAUUAACUGUGGAAUUUUACUGUUUUGUGAUAGGUUUUACUAACUUGUAUCUAUAAAUAAAGAUGGCCAACUGGAAUAAAUAAAACACAUUGCCUGUUCAGAAAGGAGCUGCUAAGUUGGCUUUGAAUAAUUAGUACUCCCCAUCCCAAAGUGCUGUUCCUAAGGGUGCUUCACACAUUAACAGUUGCAAGUACAGGUUGACUGCUGUGAAUAGAAACAACAGGGAACUGCAACCAGUGUUGGUUCCUUGGAACUAAUCAGGGCACCAGCUUGCCUUGGAAAAGCCAAACUCCAGGAGUCUACCAUCAGCCCUCCUUAUCUCCACUUCUUUUCCAAACAACAUUAUGAAGGCUGAUCAUAGAUUACAAAGUCUGAUUUCUCCAAACCCAAAGCACAUCUUUGGGUUAGGACAAUAUAGUAAGCCUAAAACCUCAGCUGAAAAGCAGCAUGCAACAGCAGGUAAAAUGACAAUGUGCACUGAAUGUUUUAACAGUUUAUGUAACCUAAGAUAAAUGUUGGUAGAGAAGUUUAUCAAUAAUUUUUAAUCAUGCUAGCCCAUGGGGUACUCAUAAUGAUCUUUUAAUAACAUUAAUCUUGUUCAGGUGGAGUAUGUGAAUGAAUAUCAGUUGUUUGAGGGCUUCUGUUGGGGAAUACUAUUGCCUUUACUGCUGUUUAUAAGCAGUUUGGAAACGUUUGGCUGAUUACAGUAGGAAACAUGAAUCAUGGUAUUAAUGGACCAUCAGACUGAUCCACAAGGGUUCUUCUUAAAUGUGUGUUUAGUUAGCAUGAUUUACGCAAGUAUGCAGCUAAGCUCGUCAUAAAAGUUUCAUUGCUGGGAAACAUCGUUUUAAUAUUUUAUGAAGCAGAAU